AUGUCUAUUACUACGUUUGAAAUAUUACCAAACGAAAUUCUACUAGAAAUUUUUUAUUAUAUUAAACGAGCUGAAAUUUUCUAUUUAUUUUUUCAUCAAAAUACACGAUUUAAUCGAUUACUUUUAAAUUAUUAUACGAAUGAUAUUGACAUUAGAUAUACAUCAUAUAAAGCUUUUAAUUAUUUCUGUUCUAAUAUAAUGCCGUCAAUUGCAGCAAAUAUUAUUUCAGUGACGUUAGGUUAUGAACAUUGUUCAACAGAACAACUCUAUUUACUAUCAAAUACUUGUCUAUCAUUUAGAAGUUUAAAACAUUUGAAUUUACAUUGUAGACAAGAGCAAGAUCUAGAAUUAUAUUUAAAACUUGUAGAAAGUUUAUAUUCUCUAACUGUUACAAUAAGCGGACAUAUUUCAUUAUCUGACAAUACGACUCGAUGCAUUUUCAAUAAUAAAAAUUUUCUAUUUAAAGAAUGUUCAAUAAUAAAUGGUGUUUUCUCUUUGAAAAAUAAGCGAUAUCUCUCAACAUGUUUUAUUCAAUGUUUAACAAUUGAACUUGAAUUUUACGGUCAAUUAUUAGUUUUAUUUGAUUUUAUACCAUAUAUUAAAAUAUUAAGUACAAAAUUGAAAUGGUUUGAUUUCGAUCCUCAUUCAAUUAUUAAUUAUGAUUACAAAGCUCUUCAUAUGAAAAUUAGUCAGUUAUCUAGUUUAAAAUUACAGUUUAAUCAAAUUAUAUUUGCCAAUGCUUAUGACUUAAUUGAAUUGUUAAUUCAACAUAUUGUUUCAUUAGAAUAUUUAACACUAAGUAUUGGUUAUUUAUCUGAACCAUCUGCUAUCGAUGGUCGACGUAUAGAGAUUAAUUUAUUAUCAACGUUAUUGAAUUUAAUCGAUUUUAAUUUUUAUUUUCGAUUUUCUUAUAAAAACCAACAAAUUAAAUCCAUAAUAUCUUCAUUUAAAAACGAUUAUUGGCUAUUAAAACGAAAACAAAAAAUCAUAUGUUAUACAGAUGUUUGUCAAAAUGAUUUUUAUCUUUAUUCACUGCCAUUUAGUUUUUGUGAUAUUGAUUGUAUAUCAAAUGGUAUUACAAACUAUAAAACAAAUGAUGACGAUUGUAAAUUUCAGUUUAAUUCAAUUAUUCCCAUUGGAACACCAAAUGCAUUCGAUUUAUAUUGGCCAGUAGACGCUAAAGUAUUAAGCAUGUUUAAAAAUGUCAAAUGUUUGAAAUUUUAUCUGGGCAGUUGUAGCUCAAUUAAUAAGUCAUCAAUGUUGAGACUUAAAAAUGUAAAUACAGUUAUUUGUAAAUAUUUAACGCCAGAUCAACAAUUAUUUGAACAACAUUUUUCUUACAUAUUCCCAAAUGUUCGUGUUUUAAAAAUCGAUGAUGUAAGUAUAUAUCGAAUUGUGGGAAAACAAUUAGCAUUUGACCACAUCAAGAACAAUUAUUUUGUCAAACAAGUUAUUGAAUUGCAUUUAAAUAAUUUAGAAGUCAACGAUGUUGAUGAUGAGAAAAAUAAUUAUUUACUUGAAUUUCUUCAAUAUUUUUCGAAUAUUCAAAUAUUAGCAUUAGAAUUUGCUAAUAAAAUUCCUAUUAAAAUUAUUCAGAGUGUUCUCGAAGUAUUAUUAUUGUCAAAUAAAAGAUGUUUAUUAUCAUUUAUUCAAUUUUAUUCAUGGAAUAAUAAUUUUGUGAUUACUAAAAAUGUUGCAGAGAUUUUUCAACGAUUAUUAAUUGAGCACUUUGGCAAUGACAAUUGUUAUAUCCAUAUUGAACGUUAUUAUUUAAGCUUUUGGCGUUAA
Messenger RNA from Didymodactylos carnosus, 1788 nucleotides. Lineage: Eukaryota; Metazoa; Rotifera; Eurotatoria; Philodinida; Philodinidae. The record is from the annotation of a GenBank genome assembly.